AUGAUGAGCCAGGAGAAGUGGGUUAACCUUAGUCCGGGAGAGUUCUCUCAGCUUCAGAAAUACGCAGAAUAUUCCACAAAGAAAAUUAAGGAUGUCUUAGAAGAGUUCCAUGGCAGUGGUGUGUUAGCAAAAUACAAUCCUGAAGGGAAACAAGAUAUACUUAAUCAAACAAUUGAUUUAGAAGGGUUCAAGCUUUUCAUGAAGACUUUUCUGGAGGCAGAGUUACCUGAUGAUUUCGUUGAGCAUCUUUUUACAUCAUUUAGCAGCAAAAUCUCGCACUGCAGCCCAUUAAUAAAAAACAAACCACAGCACCUUUCUGGAGGUCUGAGACUUAACAAAGGUACUUCUACAUCCCGACCUCCUACUCCUGCCAACUUACAUUUACCAGACAUGAUCCAGCUGAAGGAUAUUGUUUGCUAUUUGUCUCUGCUGGAAAGAGGAAGACCUGAAGAUAAGCUAGAAUUUAUGUUCCGCUUGUAUGAUACAGAUGGAAAUGGAUACCUGGAUAGUUCGGAGCUGGAAAAUAUCAUUGCUCAAAUGAUGCAUGUUGCGGAAUACCUUGAAUGGGAUAUUACUGAACUGAGUCCAAUCCUUCAUGAAAUGAUGGAAGAGAUUGACUACGAUCAUGAUGGCACUGUUUCUCUAGAAGAGUGGAUCCAGGGAGGAAUGACAACUAUCCCCCUCUUGGUCCUUCUUGGGUUAGAGAAUAAUGUGAAAGACGAUGGGCAGCAUGUAUGGAGACUGAAACACUUUAACAAGCCUGCCUACUGUAAUCUUUGUUUGAACAUGCUAAUCGGAGUAGGCAAGCAAGGUCUCUGCUGUUCUUUUUGCAAGUAUACAGUCCAUGAACGCUGUGUCUCAAGAGCUCCUGCAUCUUGCAUCAAAACAUACGUGAAGUCCAAAAAGAAUACUGAUGUAAUGCACCAUUUCUGGGUAGAAGGAAAUUGCCCAACAAAAUGUGAUAAGUGCCACAAAACUAUAAAAUGCUACCAAGGCUUGACUGGACUUCACUGUGUUUGGUGUCAGAUCACGCUGCAUAACAAAUGUGCUUCACAUCUAAAACCUGAAUGUGACUGUGGACCUUUGAAGGACCAUAUUUUACCACCCACAUCCAUCUGCCCAGUAGUAUUGCAGACGCUACCCACUUCAGGAGGUUUGCUCCCUGAGGAAAGACAGGCAACAGUGAAAAAAGAAAAGAGUUGCCCCCAGCAAAUGAACAAACUGGGAGAACGGAAUAAAAUGCAAAGAGCAAAUUCUGUCACCGUAGAUGGACAAGGCCUUCAGAUUACUCCAGUUCCAGGCACUCAUCCACUUUUAGUUUUUGUCAAUCCUAAAAGUGGUGGGAAACAAGGAGAAAGAAUCUAUAGAAAAUUUCAGUACCUUUUAAAUCCUCGUCAAGUUUAUAGUCUUUCUGGAAAUGGACCAAUGCCAGGGUUAAAUUUUUUCCGAGAUGUUCCUGAGUUCCGAGUACUAGCAUGUGGUGGAGAUGGAACAGUAGGCUGGAUUUUGGAUUGUAUAGAGAAAGCGAACUUGAUUAAGCAUCCUCCAGUUGCUAUCCUGCCUCUUGGGACUGGCAAUGAUUUAGCAAGGUGUCUGAGAUGGGGAGGAGGUUAUGAAGGUGAGAAUUUGAUUAAGAUCUUAAAAGACAUUGAGAACAGCUCAGAGAUUUUGCUGGACAGGUGGAAAUUUGAAGUAAUACCCAAUGAUAAAGAUGAGAAAGGAGACCCAGUGCCUUACAACAUCAUUAAUAACUACUUUUCUAUUGGCGUGGAUGCUUCAAUUGCCCACAGAUUCCAUAUCAUGAGGGAAAAACAUCCAGAGAAGUUCAACAGUAGAAUGAAGAACAAAUUUUGGUAUUUUGAAUUUGGCACUUCGGAAACUUUCUCAGCCACCUGUAAGAAGCUGCAUGAAUCUGUAGAAAUAGAAUGUGAUGGAAUUCAGCUAGACUUAACCAAUAUUUCUCUGGAAGGAAUUGCCAUUCUGAACAUCCCAAGCAUGCAUGGUGGAUCAAAUCUUUGGGGAGAGACGAAGAAAAGACGAACCCACCGUCGAACAGAAAAGAAGAGGUCAGAUAAAAGAACCACUGUCACAGAUACGAAGGAAUUGAAGUUUGUGUGCCAAGAUCUGAGUGACCAGCUUAUGGAAGUGGUUGGUCUGGAAGGAGCCAUGGAGAUGGGACAGAUAUACACAGGUCUGAAAAGUGCUGGAAGACGGCUUGCUCAGUGCUCAUCUGUUGUCAUCAGGACCAGCAAGUCUCUGCCUAUGCAGAUAGAUGGGGAGCCUUGGAUGCAAACCCCUUGCACGAUAAAAAUUACUCACAAGAACCAAGCCCCCAUGUUGAUGGGACCUCCUCCAAAAACUGGUCUUUUUUCUUCUAUCAUCAAAAGAACAAGAAACCACAGCAAGGAAUAAGCCUGUGUAGUUUAGUUUUUAGAAAACCAAUUAGCUUUGUUGGGCUUUGGAAUAUUUAUGCUGGAAAUCUUUCAAAAAUUUUAGAAUAUCUUCUACUUGCAAAAUUAUGGAUUUUGGUUUAACAGUUUCCGUAGCCAGGCUAAUGUAAACUAUGCUACUAGAAAAAAAUAUUCCACAGUUUUGUAGGCAUUUUGCAUGACAAAAGCAGAUGUUUACAUAAAGUGAUACAGCAUAUUUUUUUGUUGCAUGUGUUACCAUUUAUGAUCCAUGGGCUAAUUCUGCCAUGGAGUAUGGGAAGAGAAUGCCAUGAGUAAUUUGCUUUUCUCUCUUUUCCAUUUCACUUUUUUCUACUAUAAUGACAAUAUGCCAUAGGUUCAAUACUAUCUUUUGAAUCAAACAUUGUCAUAUCAAUAGCCAAUUCAACUUCUUUCCAAGUGAAGUUUAUUACAGGUCUCAUUAAC
Messenger RNA from Chaetura pelagica (chimney swift), 2873 nucleotides. RefSeq names its product diacylglycerol kinase, beta 90kDa (gene DGKB). Gene Ontology annotation, molecular function: calcium ion binding; ATP-dependent diacylglycerol kinase activity. NCBI's taxonomy places the organism in Eukaryota, Metazoa, Chordata, Aves, Apodiformes, Apodidae. The transcript has 26 exons. Gene Ontology annotation, biological process: lipid phosphorylation; diacylglycerol metabolic process; intracellular signal transduction. Gene Ontology annotation, cellular component: plasma membrane. The record is from RefSeq and is a predicted model, not a curated record. Bases 1 to 2412 code for a protein of 803 amino acids.